UUCAAGCAUACAUCAAAGCAAAAGCUCUCUCAUUUUUAGAUUGUUUCAGUGUUCUAAAAAUUGCUCUUUUGUUCUGAGCUAUUUUUAGUUUUUACUACAAAUAUUUUAUUUUGGUCCAAGUAAUAAGUUAUUUCUUAUUGGAUUGUAAAGCUUGUAGGUAACAAGUGUGUAAAAAGGAGGGUAAAAUUACUCGAUUGCAGAAAAGAUCAGGAAGAUCUAGCAAGGGGUAAUUGUUACUCGUUCUCUUUGGUUGUAAAAGCAAAGGUAGAUUUACUCGUUGCAGGAAAGAUCAGUCGGAUCUAGCAAGAGUAAAGGUUACUCAUUUGUGAACAAGGAAAAGAGGAGUUGUGGUUAACGUUACUUAACACAACUACCUAGUGGAUAAUCUCACACUUGUGUGGGGAGUGGAAGUAGCCGGCGUUUGACGAACCACGAUAACUUUUGUGUGUCAUUUCUCUCUCCCUAUUUACUUUUGAUUGAUUGUUCAAAAUCACACACCUCACACUCAUUAUUGUCAUUAUUAACUAACAAACUAAUUGUGAUUGUUAAUUUAAAAGAAAAUUUUUAUUAGACAAAUUUUAAACAGGUCACAAUUCAAACCCCCCUUUCUUGUGAAAAUAUUUUACUUCAGAUUUAAGUGAAGAUGUAUACAUGAAGAUUCCUCAAGGAUUAGAAGGCAUUCCACCACAUAAAGUGUGCAAACUUGAUAAAUCACUUUAUGGUUUAAAACAAGCGAGUCGCAAAUGGUAUGAAAAAUUGUCUCAUUUCCUAAUUUCAGCUGGGUAUGCAUCGGUUACAUCUGAUCCCACUUUGUUCAUCAAGAGGACAACUUCCACAAUUACUGUCCUCUUAGUCUAUGUGGAUGAUAUUGUCUUGGCGGGUAAUGAUCUAGAUGAAAUACAACUCAUCAAAAACAGUUUGCACAAUGUUUUUGGUAUCAAAGAUCUUGGAAUCCUGAAGUUUUUUUUGGGCUUAGAAGUGGCCCAUUCAGCAAAGGGCAUCACAAUAUGUCAGCAACAAUAUUGCCUUGACUUGCUAAAUAAGACAGGAACGUUGGGUUGUAAGCCGUCUAGCAUACCUAUGGAUCCCAGUCAGCGUUUACACCGUGAUGACAGUGAGCCAUAUGUUGAUGCAUCUGAGUAUCGAGCUCUUGUUGGUAAACUUUUAUAUCUGACCUCUACUCGCCCAGAUAUUUCCUUUACUGUGCAGCAGCUGUGUCAAUUUCUUGACUCGCCAACUGCAACUCAUUUUAAGGCUGCGCAUAAAGUGCUGCGUUAUUUGAAAACCAGCCCUGGUACAGGUCUAUUUUUUCCUAGAGAUUCUUCCCUGCAUUUACUUGGUUAUAGUGAUGCAGAUUGGGGAGGGUGUCCUGAUACUCGACGAUCUAUCACAGGGUACUGUUUCUUUAUUGGGAAAUCUCUGGUUAGUUGGAAAUCUAAGAAACAACAAACAGUCUCUCGUUCAUCAUCCGAAGCUGAGUAUAGAGCUCUUGCUGCAGCAACAUGUGAAUUGCAGUGGCUUGUCUAUCUUCUCACUGAUUUGAAUGUGACUUGCUCCAAAGUACCUGCCCUCGUUUGUGAUAGCCAAAGCGCACUACAUAUUGCCUCUAAUCCUGUUUUUCAUGAGAGAACGAAACACCUAGAUAUUGAUUGCCAUGUAGUGAGGGAGAAACUUCAAAGUGGACUCAUGGAAUUGUUUCCUAUCUCUAGUCAAGAGCAGAUUGCAGAUAUCUUGACAAAGGCGCUGCAUCCGGCAAGUUUCAAUCAUUUGAUUGCCAAGCUAAGUCUGCUCAACAUAUACCAGCCUUAGCUUGAGGGGGUGUGUAGAAAUAAUUGUUGUAAUUAGCUAUAAGUAGUUGGUUACAAUAGGAUUAGUGAAUUAGUUACACAACUAAGCAAGUUG
Molecule: messenger RNA, 1902 nt
Organism: Medicago truncatula (barrel medic)
Lineage: Eukaryota; Viridiplantae; Streptophyta; Magnoliopsida; Fabales; Fabaceae
Exons: 1
Coding region: 652-1809 (385 amino acids)
Source: RefSeq, a predicted model, not a curated record